Messenger RNA from Myotis davidii, 2968 nucleotides. It is a transcript of the gene TBR1, whose product is annotated as T-box, brain 1. The record is from RefSeq and is a predicted model, not a curated record. The transcript is spliced from 7 exons. The coding region runs from base 1136 to 2968 and encodes 610 amino acids. NCBI's taxonomy places the organism in Eukaryota, Metazoa, Chordata, Mammalia, Chiroptera, Vespertilionidae. Gene Ontology annotation, biological process: commitment of neuronal cell to specific neuron type in forebrain; regulation of transcription by RNA polymerase II; positive regulation of DNA-templated transcription. Gene Ontology annotation, cellular component: nucleus. Gene Ontology annotation, molecular function: RNA polymerase II cis-regulatory region sequence-specific DNA binding; DNA-binding transcription factor activity, RNA polymerase II-specific.
UUUCCUUUUCUGGUGAGGCUUUUGAACCUGUCGCCGAGGCAGUGCCUUGGAGAGAAUGUCGUGCAGUGAGACGCGAGGGAUGCGGGGCGCCUGCCCCCAGUUAGAUGCUCUUCAGAUAACAUGCAACCAAGCUCGCUGAUAAAAUAUUUAGUGAAGACCUCUUAAACGUCACUGCGAGUACAGUAAGGCACUUCAAUCCGACAGCUUAUGAUUAUUUCAAAACUUAAAAAGAUCAUAGGUUCUCACUGUUCUGUGCUCACCCAAGAAACCGAACCUUCCGGAGGUCGGUGGAUGGGUGAGUGAGUUGCUGCUUUUCGCCCCCACUUCUCCCUCUUCCCGCCCACUUUCAUCGCUCUGACUCUCGGCAGCAGUGAUUUAUUUACUUAGGAAUUUAAAAGGUGUAUGUUGGGGUGGGGGUCGCCGAGGACACACAGGACUGGCUCAGGUGUUGUGUGCUUCUGUAUUAACUGGAAAAGACAGAUUCUGGAACUUUUACAGGGCGAGAAGAGGCCACCAGCUCGCGCUUUGUAUACUUUGCACUUGAAAUCGUUACAUUCAACUGAAUAUUUGGCUCAUUCAGAUCCGAAGUCUCCUAGCAUCGUCAAAUUCCCUCCUCCGCCCCUCAGCUCGAAAGGAGGAAUGGGGUGGGGGGUAGGAAAAUGGUUAGUAAAUCGCACGUCUUUGAAUCUUCCUAAAGCAGUGGUCACAGAGCUUAAAGGUGACACAACAGUGCUCACAUAAAACCAACACACAUUCCCCACCCCCCACCCCAAGUCAACAAUAAAAUCAUCCCCUUCAAUUUGCCAUGAUCAUCGCGACCAGGAGCCAGGUGAUUAUCCUAAUUAAUGUCUAUCUAAUUAAAUUACUGUCAGCAGUUAACCAAUGGCAGGAGCCGUUUCAUCGGCUGCACAAGCAGCAAGAUCAAAAGUGAGCGAGCCUUUUCUGAUUGCUGCAUAGUGUCAAUUGGCCAAUCUCUUCUCCCAGGAGAAAAAAAAAAAAGUAAAUCAAACCUUUGGGAAGCAUUCGCUGGAUGAAGUGCUUUCUGCCUACUGAGGGGGUCUGUGGAUUUCUAGUUUAUGAUAAAUAGGACUUUAAAAAUCAGGGACAGGAGGGCGAGUGUUCAGGUUCUAGAGCUAUGCAGCUGGAGCACUGCCUUUCUCCUUCUAUCAUGCUCUCCAAGAAAUUUCUCAAUGUGAGCAGCAGCUACCCACAUUCAGGCGGAUCUGAGCUUGUCUUGCACGAUCAUCCCAUUAUCUCGACGACUGACAACCUGGAGAGAAGUUCACCUUUGAAAAAAAUUACCAGGGGGAUGACGAAUCAGUCAGAUACAGACAAUUUUCCUGACUCCAAGGACUCACCAGGGGACGUCCAGAGAAGUAAACUCUCUCCUGUCUUGGAGGGGGUCUCUGAGCUUCGUCACAGUUUCGAUGGCUCUGCUGCAGAUCGCUACCUCCUCUCUCAGUCUAGCCAGCCACAGUCUGCGGCCACUGCUCCCAGUGCCAUGUUCCCGUACCCCGGCCAGCACGGACCCGCGCACCCCGCCUUCUCCAUUGGCAGCCCCAGCCGCUACAUGGCCCACCACCCAGUCAUCACCAACGGAGCCUACAACAGCCUCCUGUCCAACUCCUCACCGCAGGGCUACCCCGCGGCCGGCUACCCCUACCCACAGCAGUACGGCCACUCCUACCAAGGAGCCCCGUUCUACCAGUUCUCCUCCACGCAGCCCGGGCUCGUGCCCGGCAAAGCGCAGGUGUACCUGUGCAACAGGCCCCUUUGGCUGAAAUUUCACCGGCACCAAACGGAGAUGAUCAUCACCAAACAGGGAAGGCGCAUGUUUCCUUUUUUAAGUUUUAACAUUUCUGGUCUCGAUCCCACGGCUCAUUACAAUAUUUUUGUGGAUGUGAUUUUGGCGGAUCCCAAUCACUGGAGGUUUCAAGGAGGCAAAUGGGUUCCUUGCGGCAAAGCGGACACCAAUGUGCAAGGAAAUCGGGUCUAUAUGCAUCCGGAUUCCCCCAACACGGGGGCUCACUGGAUGCGCCAAGAAAUCUCUUUUGGAAAAUUAAAACUUACAAACAACAAAGGAGCUUCAAACAACAACGGGCAGGUCAGUGGCUCAAGCGCUAUUCUCACUUUCCCGGAAACGCAGUUCAUCGCGGUCACCGCCUACCAGAACACGGACAUUACACAACUGAAGAUAGACCACAACCCCUUUGCAAAAGGAUUUCGGGAUAAUUAUGACACGAUCUACACGGGCUGCGACAUGGACCGCCUGACCCCCUCGCCCAACGACUCCCCGCGCUCGCAGAUCGUGCCUGGAGCGCGCUACGCCAUGGCCGGCUCCUUCCUGCAGGACCAGUUCGUCAGCAACUACGCCAAGGCCCAGGAAGGAGAUCCAGGAAAGAGGUGGAAAACGGCUCAACAUUCUUGCUUAGUCGGGGCCAGUUCCAGGUUACAGGACUACAUUUACCUUCACCUAGAGAUCGUCCUGUCUCAAUUUCACUAUUUGUCAUGCAAAGAAGGCUUCAAAGUUGCAGUGGAAAUGAAAAUUAGAGCGGGGAGCGAAACCGAUUUGCCUUCCCUGGACAGUUUCGCCACUAGACGGCGUCCCGCGGAGUGCUGUCUGCUAUCUAGAAACGCGACGACUGAUUUUCCUUUGUGCUUUCCUCCCUUCCCACACCUAAGAACCAAACAGGAGGACGGAAAGUAUAAAGCGUGGCUAGUGGGUGACGCCGGGCAGUGUAUUCUUGUGAUCCCCCCUCUGGGGCUGCGCUCCUGCGACCUCGGGCCCAGGGGGCGCACGUGCGGUGGGGAGGGCGCCUGGGCCCAGGCCCGAGCGCGUGGGGCGCGUGGGAUCCCAGCGCGGCCUGGCCCGCCGCCCCCGGACCACAGGCACCGCGAGCAAAGGAGUCGGUGCCCUGAGCGCAAGGGAAGCUCUGAGGAGCCGAGCCUCGAUUUCACAGGCACGUAG